AGUCAACCCUCGGAUCGCCUGGAGACUUCGCCUGGCUAUUUGGAGACUCUUCAGCAGUGGGCUGCGACGGGUGCAGAUGCCAGAGGUGGCCAUGGCCCACUGCGCCGCUCGCGCCCUCAACGGGAGGGCGCUGCUCUCGGCCCUGCAGCGCUCCGCUAAUCCGACCAUCGUUGCAGCUGGCGAGCCCGUUCCCGCCCACCAUGGCGAGCCCUGGGGCGGCGGGGCGCGGAGGCGCCGCCAGCGCUAGCGGUGCCGCGGAGGCACCAGCGCCGCCGGCGCCAGCGGGGCCGUCUGCGGCGAGCCCAAGGGCGGCGGGGCGCUCCGCAGGCGCCGCAGGGGCACCAGCGCCAGCGGCAGAGGGCUGGACGCGGCACUACGGGGGCACCACCGCCGCCGGCCUGGAGGCCCCACCGCCCUACGGGGACCCGUCCCUGGGCCUGGUGUACUGGGAUGCGCGGCACACCGAGGGCGGCGACGGGCCCUACGACUGGUACCUGGGCUUCGAGGCCCUGCGCGGGCCGCUGCUGCGCUGCCUGCCGCCCCCGAACGGCCGGCAGCGGCUGCUGGAGGUGGGCUGUGGCACCUCUGAGGUGCUGCGCUGUCUGUGGCAGAUCGGCUGGAAGAGCGCGACCGGGAUCGACAUAUCCGAGGUCGCCGUCGAGAAGGGCGCGCGCCUGGCGGAUGGCUGCGAGGGCCUCCGUCUGCUGAGGAUGGACGCUUGCGAGCUGGACUUCGAGGAUGCGAGCUUCGAUGCCGUGUUCGACAAAGGGCUCCUGGACACCCUUGCCACAAGCGGAAUGGCGGCGGCUCGCGCAGAGGCCCUACUUUCACACGUGUACCGCGUGCUGAAGCCGGGUGGCGUCUACGCUUUGGUGUCGCACAGCAAGCCUGCGUUCAGGAUGCCAUAUCUUAGGCUUGCUGAGCAUUGGACAUGGGCCAUCGAGGUCGCCAUCCCUCCCGUUAUUCUGUGCCUCUUGCACGGCGGCGGGCAUCCGAAUACCAAAGCCGCACUUCGUCGGGAGCGGUGACGACUCGCUCUACAUGUACAAGUGCACGAUGCCGGUCGUCCGAGGCUCGCCAUACAGCCUCGUGGAUUCGGCGGGCGUGACGGCUGCGCCCAGCGCUGCCUGCGCUUCCGAGAGCAGCAGCCGUGCUGCCCAUGAGAGCGGGCGCGGUUGGAACAACGAGCCUGCGGCACCCUCCGUUUUGUCGGCCUCCUCCGUUCGUAGGCACGCUAACGGCGAUGCAGGUGGCGGCGAUGCAGGUGUCCCAACAUUGCCUUUGACCUUCAUCGCCGUUGGCGUGGCCUGGGCUCAUGUCGGCGUCGUC
Prorocentrum cordatum is the source of this 1329-nucleotide messenger RNA. Lineage: Eukaryota; Dinophyceae; Prorocentrales; Prorocentraceae. The record is from the annotation of a GenBank genome assembly.